GCAGCACUCUGACCCCUGCAUGCCUUACCUGCAGCAAAGCUUUAAGCAAGAAUACAUGGACCCACUGUAUGAGCGGGCAGCCCAUAUGGCGGGGCCGGGUCACGUGAGUGGACAGGGACUCGGGCAUGGACACGGACACAACCAUGGCCAUGGACCACACCAACACCCACAGUUACACUCGCACCCACAUCGGUUCCCACCAGCCCACAUGAUGGUCAAGCAGGAGCCCACAGAUUACACCUAUGAACCAGAUGUGCCUGGAUGUCCCUCUAUUUACCACCACAAUGAGGGCUACCCAAACCCCCAGCAUGGCAAUGAAGGCUAUCUGUUUGAAAAUGACUCCCGUGUGGUUCCAGAGAAGUUCGAAGGUGAGGUGAAGCAGGAAGGGGGUGGUAUUUUCCGUGAGGGUACACCUUACCAGCGCCGUGGCUCUUUGCAGCUCUGGCAGUUCCUGGUGGCCCUUCUGGAUGACCCAGGCAAUGCCCACUUCAUCGCCUGGACAGGGCGCGGCAUGGAGUUCAAACUAAUUGAACCAGAAGAGGUUGCCAGGCUGUGGGGAAUGCAGAAGAACCGUCCAGCCAUGAACUAUGACAAGCUCAGCCGUUCUCUGCGCUACUACUACGAGAAGGGAAUCAUGCAAAAGGUGGCUGGGGAGCGCUACGUUUACAAGUUCGUUUGUGAGCCCGAGGCUCUAAUCUCCCUGGCCUUCCCCGACAAUCAGCGACCCAGCCUGAAGGCUGAGUUCGAGCGCUACGUCAACGAGGAGGACACAGUGCCUCUGUCGCACCUGGACGAGGGGGUGCCUUACACCCCGGAACAAGCCCCUCAAAACAUGGGCCCUCAGCCCUACUCCAAAGGCUACAUGUACUAAAGCCAGCCCCAACACGCCCUCCUUUCUACCCCACCUUCAGAGAUGUUCCCAUUGUACCAACCCACCAUCAUACAUGCCCCACAAAACCCCAUGCACCUCUUGCACAUGCCCACCCCAUCCUCUUGUAUAUAAGGAUAUGGUGUUUUUAUUUUAAAUUAAUCGCAUUAGGGAUUUUUUUUUUGGUUUUGUUUUAUUUUUAAGAGCUGUAUUCCUCUCACAUUCGAGGCUUAUUCAAUCCAUAAACCUGACUGUGGUUGAAGAGAUUGCUUAAUAAAUACUCAUAAUAAUAUUCAAA
Neolamprologus brichardi is the source of this 1166-nucleotide messenger RNA. Lineage: Eukaryota; Metazoa; Chordata; Actinopteri; Cichliformes; Cichlidae. The record is from RefSeq and is a predicted model, not a curated record.